Sclerotinia sclerotiorum 1980 UF-70 is the source of this 1188-nucleotide messenger RNA. RefSeq lists its product as hypothetical. The record is from RefSeq and is a predicted model, not a curated record. The transcript has 4 exons. NCBI's taxonomy places the organism in Eukaryota, Fungi, Ascomycota, Leotiomycetes, Helotiales, Sclerotiniaceae. The coding region runs from base 1 to 1188 and encodes 395 amino acids.
AUGCGCUUGAAUGCGCAGAGGUAUGCGGGAACGAUAUCCAAUACGCAUAAGGUUCGUUUCAGGAAAGCACCUGUUAGAGCAAGAAACAUCGCCAUCAAUGUUAUCGUGGCAGUUGUGUGCUUUGAGGUUUAUACUCGACUAGUCCUUGGUCCUUUAGACAAAGCUGCUGAAGAGGCAUCAAAAGAUAUACCAGAUGACGAGUUUCAAGAGGCAGAACAACCAUUGUUUAUACCAUUCCCCGGUACCACGAAAGAGCUCCCUAUUAUUCCUUAUAAAGGAACCGAUCCAGAGUAUCAAGAAUUCAUUAAGAUUAGCAAAGACCCAAAGCUUCUAAACAAAAUCAGAGUUGACUUGACAGAGUUCUUGCGAGAUUCUGUUCCUAAUACGCCGCUAAUCGUGCAAAUCGCUGGGAAGCAAUUUAAAACCAGAAGAUUUUGGCUUGAUAUUGAUUUUCCUCAACUUCCACCACCGUCAUUUGAGAGAUCAGGAAUCGAAAUCUCCGAUGAUGCAAUUUCCUGGGUCACUCAGCCUGUCGAUGCCACAAUUGUAUACAAAAUACGGAAUGUUCUAUGGCCAACAGCCCUUUUCCAAUCUUCAUGGAUGUUCCUAAAGGUAUUGGCCGCCGAAGAAUUCAGAAGUAUGGCAAGAGUAUUUGGUGUAGAAUUUGAGAAAGGUCCUUCUGAACAAACUUUGGAUCAAAUGCUUGCUCGGUCACAAAAAAUGAUGAAGGAGUUGAAUGGUCAACAAAAAGUACCCGGGGAUGUCCAACGACCAUUUACUGCUAAGGAUGGGCCACCACAACAGCCUUUGGGUGACAAAAGUAAAGAAGUGGCAGCCGCACCAGGAAAGCCAAAUGUGAGAGAAGAUAUUCUGCCCGCACUCGUAAACAGUUUCAAGGAUAUCCACACAUCAUUCGUCGCAAAACCCAUCAUGGCAGCUAAAAUAAAAUACGUCCAGAUUAGCAAAAGGUUGCGACCUACUACAAAUAUUCAUCCGAGAGGCUCCAUCACAGUCUCCGGACUUAUCGAGUUGGAAUCCGACCAGGCUUUCCUCGUUUUUGAUGUCAUCGCAGCUUGGGAUCCUAAGAAAAAGCAAUAUGAUGUGAAUAGUAUGCAAAUUAAACUGAGAAGAAUGCAAAGGAAGAGACAACGUCCUGUUACCGGAUUACCUCGAGGGUCAAUGGCAUGA